Messenger RNA from Chenopodium quinoa (quinoa), 1062 nucleotides. RefSeq lists its product as uncharacterized. The record is from RefSeq and is a predicted model, not a curated record. NCBI's taxonomy places the organism in Eukaryota, Viridiplantae, Streptophyta, Magnoliopsida, Caryophyllales, Amaranthaceae. The transcript has 4 exons. The coding region runs from base 1 to 1062 and encodes 353 amino acids.
AUGGUCGACAGUGUUGAUACAAUAAGGGAUCAUGUGGUAUGUCAUGGGUUUAGGCCUCAAUAUCAUGUGUGGGUUUGGCACAGUGAAAAGGGAUCGUAUAGGGAGAAUGUUGUUGGGAAUGAUAAGCACGAUAAAAGUGCCGAGAUUCGUGCGGAAGAUGAAUAUGGGAGUGAUGAUGGUGGAGAUGGGGAUGAGGAGGGGGAUGAGAUCGAGGAUGGUGGUGGUGAUCACUUGGAUGAGAUGAUGCAUAAUGUUGAAGGUGAAUUUGGUGACCGAUGUGAUAGCGACACUGGUUUUACUUCUUUGUUGACUUUGUUAUGUGACAUGUUGCCUGAUGGGAAUGAACUUCCUAAGUCCUUCUAUUAUGCAAAGAAACUCAUGUGUCCAUUUGGUUUGGAGUAUAAGAAGAUACAUGCAUGUUCUAAUGAUUGUGUUCUUUAUCGAAAUAAAUAUGAAGAGUUGGAAGAUUGUCCACGUUGUGGUAUGUCGCGUUACAAGCGAAAGAGCUGCAAUGCUGGUAUGAAAGGAUCUCCUGCUAAGGUGUUAUGGUAUCUUCCCAUCAUUCCUAGGUUCAAGCGUCUAUUUUCAAUACCAAAAGAUGCUAAGAACUUGAGAUGGCAUGCAGAGGGAAGAAAGAAAAACGGUUUGCUGAAGCAUCCGGCUGACUCUCCGGAUUGGAAGAACAUCGAUAUGAAGUUCAGGGCAUUUGGUGAUGAAAACAAAGGGCAUAAAGCAUGUCCUAUUUGUAUCGAUGACACACCAAACGUGUACCUUGAACACUACGGCAAAGAUGUGUACGUGAGGAUUCGAAGAUUGCUUAGGCGCGAUCACCCAUAUCGUAGGCAGAAAAAGGCCUUCAAUGGAAAAGUGGAAGAGGGGGCUGCGCCUAGGCCAUUGAGUGGACAGGAGGUGUAUGGUCAAGUGAAGGGUAUACCAACUGUUUUUGAGAAGAAUGUUUGUGAUGCAGUUGUUGGGACAAUUAUGGGUAUUCAUGGAAAAACAGAGGAUGGAAAGAGCGCGCAAUUAGAUUUGGAAGCUUGGGGGGUUCAUCCGGAAUUGUGA